Molecule: messenger RNA, 1014 nt
Organism: Chaetomium strumarium
Lineage: Eukaryota; Fungi; Ascomycota; Sordariomycetes; Sordariales; Chaetomiaceae
Exons: 5
Coding region: 1-561 (186 amino acids)
Source: RefSeq, a predicted model, not a curated record
AUGGCAUCCAUACUGGAAGCUCUCCAACCACAUCCCGAAGACCGCCUCCAUCUGCGCUUGCAUCGUGCGCGGUCUGUGAUUCUGACAAGUCAGGAUGUGUCGUUGUCGUUGAGAAACAGACUCGUAGAAAUCCGCGCCGCCCAACGAACCUUCGAAGGCGCGUACAUGCGCACGGCCCUCUCCCAGUUCUCCUUCGCCCUGGUCGUGCUCAAGAUCUUCACCUCCGAGUUCUACCCCAUCGGCGCCCUGCUGGCCUGCUACGGCGCCGCCGUCCUGCUGGUGGCCAUCUACCGGCGCUACGAGGGCAACAGGCAGUUCUUCGACGCCGAGGAGGAGAGCGAGACGGCCUUUUCCUCCUCCUCUUCUGCGUCAGAAAGGGAAAGGGAGAGAGAAGGCAGAAGAAGGAGUCUCUACGAGAGGACGCGUGGCAGGGGUAGUAGCAGGGGUAGGCAGAUGGUGGUGAAGAAGAAGUUCAGGACGAGCGGGAAUAGUGUGGGACUGCUGGUUGGGCUGAGUCUGGUCAGCUACGCUUCCGGCUUUCUCAUUUUAUCAGGUUUCUAAUUUCUUUACAAGUCCAAGUCUGCUUCUCGUUUCCUGGUUGCUCAUCAAGUACGGUAGGCAUGGCAACACACAAAGUUCUUUACAGUUCUAGGUAGUUCUGAUCCAACCAGGAGCGUGAGGGUCUGCUGUCAUCAGACCUGAGGCCCAAUCGUUACCCACGUGCUACCCCAAUUCCAUUCCCUCCAUCGUGGAAUUAUUAAGCAAGUACGCUGCCUCAUUGCAUGGUGUAAACAUCCCUUAUUAGCGCCGUGACGACUUCGAGUGACGCCGGAAGCGUUUCCUCGUCGGCAUGAAACCCCCCAGCCAGCGACGCUCCCUGCCCGAGAUGGUAGGUAGCAUACAUGCAUCACACGUCACCUUGUCGGCGUAAGUGAUUCCAACAAACAUUGAUGACUACCUCCAUCCCGCGGAGUUAAUCGGGCGUCAACCAAGCCUAUAAGUUGAACGCCCACC